AUGGUCAACCUCCCAGAACCCUUUGCAUCGGUGCCUUUUCAUCGUCUUCGGUACCCUGGGCCGUCCCCGAUCCACGAGUUUGCAAACCAUGCACUAGACUCUUCCUCUCCCAUUCAAGUUUGGGCAAAGCGAGAUGAUCAAUCUGCCCCGCUUGUCUGCUGUGGCAAUAAGUACCGCAAGCUAGAGUAUAUCAUCCCUGACAUUCUAGCCACACCAGGGGUAACAACCUUGGUCACAGAGGGUGGGCUUCAGAGCAACCAUGCCGCUCAAACAGCCGUUGUCGCAGCGAAGCUCGGGCUCGAGUGUGUCUUACUGCUUAACGAGAGGUCCGGGGGUCUUUCCACCGCAGAGAGUCCCGAUAUCUUUCGUAGCGCUGGGAACUUCCAAGUCUACAACCUUCUUGGAGCCCAGACCCGGGUGCACUCGGGGCAAUGUAACAAGGACGAUGUUCUGAGUGAACUACGGUCACAGGGCAAAGUGCCUUAUUGGAUUCCGUCAGGCGCGAGUCUACAUCCUCUAGGUGGUCUCGGCUACGCGCAGUGUGCGUUUGAAAUCGCAACGCAGGAGGCUGAAAUGGACCUUGGAGGGACCGGUCGGUUUGACUAUAUCUUCCUUCCCUGUGGAAGUGGAAGCACAAUUGCAGGCCUCAUUGCAGGGUUCCGGCUGCUGGAGAAGGCUUCGAAGAAAGAAAACACCUUGCCAAAAAGACAAAUUAUUGGCAUAAUGGUAUCGCCGAAGACUCAGCAGGAAGAAAGGGUGCUGUCAAUUGCUCGAACGGUCGGAGACAAAAUCGGGCUUGACUCUGAGAGAGACCACUCUUUAAAUGACGUCCGACUUGAUCACCGGUUUUGCGGUCCUGGAUAUGGCAUCUUCGAUAAUAAUUUGCAGAGUACGCUGGGCGAUGUGGCUGUCAAGGAGGGAAUACUCAUGGACCCGGUAUAUUCGGGGAAGGCAGCACGGGGUAUGCUUUCGUUUCUCAGCAGUGGGGAGAUGAUGUCUGACGCCAUGAAGAAUGGAUACACGGGCUUUGAAAAGGUCAAUGUACUUUUCAUUCACACCGGUGGUCAGACUGUCUUUUCUGUCUAUGCGCCUUUGCCGGCGUCCGUUUAG
Aspergillus puulaauensis is the source of this 1110-nucleotide messenger RNA. RefSeq names its product 1-aminocyclopropane-1-carboxylate deaminase/D-cysteine desulfhydrase. The record is from RefSeq and is a predicted model, not a curated record. Lineage: Eukaryota; Fungi; Ascomycota; Eurotiomycetes; Eurotiales; Aspergillaceae. Gene Ontology annotation, molecular function: D-cysteine desulfhydrase activity. The transcript has a single exon. The coding region runs from base 1 to 1110 and encodes 369 amino acids.